Neohortaea acidophila is the source of this 1654-nucleotide messenger RNA. RefSeq lists its product as uncharacterized. The record is from RefSeq and is a predicted model, not a curated record. The coding region runs from base 165 to 1337 and encodes 390 amino acids. Lineage: Eukaryota; Fungi; Ascomycota; Dothideomycetes; Mycosphaerellales; Teratosphaeriaceae. The transcript has a single exon.
AUGGCCUCAUCUUGAGCGCUUCAAUUUCACUUCCAUCGCUUCACUGGCACGUGUUCUGGUAUCCCAUGGGAUCUUCAUCACAUGCUCAACAUUUGUAACUUUGGCCUUCACUCCAGAACCCUUUCAACCAUCAUUUCUCCCUUCUCACGAACUCAAACCAAAACAUGAGCAUCACCACAACCUCCAACCCAAUUGUUCUUGGCAUUGACAACGAGCAGGAAGACUCACGUCCAGCUCAGCGUCCAGUCACUCCACCUGGGCACGCAAUUGAGCAAAUUGGGAGUGCUGGCUCUUCGCCAUUGAGUUCACUUCCAAGCUCUCUCUUGAGCCCUCGCCCAGACGUCAUCGGACUACCAUCUUCUCCGCGCCUCACUUCAACCUACCCCGAUCUUUCAAACUCAACCGAACCCCAACCACCGGCAGGCUUCACUGCAAUCCAAUCUACUGAGAGUCUCUCCGCCCCCGAAGUAUCUCCUCACUCCCUUCCAACACCUAGCACUUCUUCACGACGCUCCGUCUACCCUCCUUUGAGCCAAGAGGACGAAGAAGAGAUUGAGCGAUUGACUUCCAACGUAGCAGGGUAUCUUCAGGACUUCCGCGACACGACUGCUAGUGUGCGACCGAGAUCACGCAAGCUUCAACGCUUUUGCUGGACUUUGAGACCUUCCACGAAGAUGACUGAGACCGCUGAAGACGCGAAAGUUCAGCGGGGCCUACCUGAUAUGGACGCUGGUGAGAGUCAAACUCAACCAUCUCGCUGGAUUUACGACACGGAAAGUGAGCUGUGGACCUAUCUGCAACCUGAUCAUCCAACAGUCCAUCACACAACUCCAGAAGCGCGCUCAGAUCCUAGUCAAGGCUCGCCAAUGGAACUCACUAUCGGAAAAGAGAGCGCCCCCGAAGUCAGUCUGGCACACGAGCAGGAUACGACAAUGGAGCUCGUGACGGAAAGAGAGAGCAUACGGAUGAACUCGCUUCCUUCUUCUGCCGGCAGUGGGCACGACUUUGAAACGGAAAGCAGCUUGCGCCGUCAGGAUUCGCGAAACAUCACCGCGGCCCGUGAGGAGGAGCCGCGGACGCAUAAGGCUAUCAAGACUCUUGAGCAAGCGGCAGAUGAAAUUCCCGGACCCAAUGACCGCAAUGCAACUGCCACGGACCAAGAGAACGCGAUUGUCAUCCGUGCACCCUCAAUUGCGGAUCAUAUCCUCCAAGCAUUGACCGCGAAGAAGAAGGUAAGGCCGAUCGGUGUGAGGUCAUUGUGCAUUGUACUGAUUAUGAUAUCUAGAAGGUACAUCUCGGCUCCAGCGUGGCAAUUGUACUCGAUGUCCACGAUUUAAGCAAAACGUUCAUCUGCCCGUCCAAGUAUUUCCAGGAUCGAAUCAAUACUGCUCCACUUCCGACAACGACGAAGUAUCAGGAUGGUGUGGUGUCGAUGCACAUGUUCACUCUCGAUGUGAACGAGAAUGAAGCAGAUCGGCCUACACCAGUCUUGAAUCCCCUCGGGUCAAUGGAUACCCUGGAGACGCUGCGUGAGCGCGGUCCGGGAUUGUUUCUUCAACAAGGAAGAUCAGAAUCCGAGCAAGCAUCGAGUCAAGCUGGAAACGCAACCAUUCACGACGGCACCUCUCGCAACUGGAACGCAGUGUUCGAGACG